GAUGCCGUGAAUAGAAAUUUUCAAAUAAAUAAGUGCCUAAUUAAACUGCAAGGUCGAAUGAGUUAAUUUUUUUAAUCAUUUCGCAUUAGUAUAUAAAGCAGAUACAAAAUUGAGUUGGAUAGGUAAUAUUUUCAAGUUACUCGUUGGUUCAAGUAUAGUACAAAUAUUUGUAGUAAAUUCAUGAUAUAAGCUAACACAGGCUACAGAAGAUUCUAAGAUGAUUUUGUGCACGGCUUUACUAUUAUUUAUCGGAAAUGGCUUCGCAUCUGCUGAAUCGGAAAACGCUCAAAUUGUGAAAAACGCGACAUUAGUCAGCAAUAGUGUCAGUGGAUUGAGCGUCAACAUUUCCAAACUAGUAUUAAAUGAUUUAAAACCCGAAGGAAAUUUCAUAUUUUCACCUUUAAACACUUACGAAGUCUUGUCAUUGGUGCAUUUGGGCGCUACUGGUACCACCAAAAAGGAGCUUUCCAGUGUUUUGGGACUUCCUGUCGAAGAAAACAAAUCAGCAGCUGAAGUUCGCGAACAUUUCGGAAAAUUGCUGACUAAUAUACAAAAAACGUCCGCCGAUGGGAUCCAAGUAAACAUUGCGAAUGGAGUAUUCGUUCAAAAGGGAUUAAAACUCAAAGAAAAUUAUUUGAACGAGGCGAAAAAUUAUUAUCAAAGUAAAACUCAGCAGUUGGAUUUUGCAAAAGGAGGACCUGAAGCUACCAAUGCUGUGAAUAAAUGGGUUGCUGAUGAAACAAAAAAUCAGGUAAAAGACUUAUUCAAUGACGAAUUAUCAAAAAAUACGCAAAUUUUAACAGCAAGCGCUUUAUACUUCGCGGGAGAAUGGGCCCGUCGUUUCAAUAAAAGUUAUACACAAACGAAAAACUUCAACACAGGAGUAAAGCAGAUUCAAAUUCCAACCAUGACUAAGAAUUUGACGACUCUUUACCUCAACAAUAAAGAUUUGAAAUUCGAAGCAGCUAGUAUAUCAUAUGCCUACGCAGACUUCGUAAUGAUAAUUCAUUUGCCAUAUCCAGAUCAACCUCUCAAAACUCUCGUGAAUUCGCUAAAACCUGAAGACCUUGACCUUUCAAAAACUGCAAAAUCUUUUAAAGCUGCUCACGUUAAUUACCAAGUUCCUCAAAUGAAAUUUCGAUGGACUCACGACAUAACUGAGCAGUUGAAGAAGCUGGGAUUAAAACAAAUGUUCGAUAAAGCUGAGCUGGGUAACAUGGUCGACUCGAAAAAUAUAUCUGUAUCGAAAGUAACACAUACAGCUGAACUUGAAGUCAACGAAGAAGGAACUUUAUCUAGUGCAAUACCUAAAGUGCAGUCUUCAAUUACAUCAACGGAACAGCCUAACCCCGAUACACCUAUUCCGUUUCAUGUUGAUCGACCAUUUCUUUUUUCAAUUUACCACCUCACAACAAAAGUAAUUUUGUUUACAGGAGUGGUGCAGAAUCCGGCUGACGUGAAUGCUUGAAAAGCAAAGUACCUAUUUUAUAGAAUUUAAUGCAUUUUUUGGUGAAUUUGCUCUCUUGAUAAGUGAUUAAUUAUUCGUUUGUAGAAUUUGAUUAAACUAAAUUUUUAAUUCAUUGCAUCAAAAAAUGACGUAGACCUACUUUAUUUUUUCUCAAUAGGUAACUAUCUAGCAAGAUCCGGGCUACACAGAAUAAAAUAUCCGAAAAAAUGUCAUUAAAAAAUUUAUUAUUUUUACCAUUCAUAUUAAAAAAUUUUCAAAAUAG
Planococcus citri (citrus mealybug) is the source of this 1730-nucleotide messenger RNA. RefSeq names its product serpin B4-like. The transcript is spliced from 6 exons. The record is from RefSeq and is a predicted model, not a curated record. The coding region runs from base 218 to 1468 and encodes 416 amino acids. Lineage: Eukaryota; Metazoa; Arthropoda; Insecta; Hemiptera; Pseudococcidae. Gene Ontology annotation, molecular function: serine-type endopeptidase inhibitor activity.